AUGUAUGAGCUCAACGAAAGCAGCUUUGACCCAAUCACCUUCGUGCUGACAGGCAUCCCGGGCAUGGAGGAGUCCCACAUCUGGAUCUCUGUCCCCUUCUGCCUCAUGUACGUCACUGCCGUGUUCAGUAACGCGGUCCUGCUUUUCGUCAUUGCCACAGACAGGAGCCUGCACGAGCCCAUGUACCUGUUCCUGGCCAUGUUGGCCGUCGCCGACCUCAUGCUCUCCACCACCACGGUGCCCAAGAUGCUGGCGAUCUUCUGGUUCAGCGCGCGGGAGAUCUCCUUUGACGCCUGCAUCACGCAGAUGUUCUUCACCCACUUCAGCUUCAUCGUGGAGUCCUCGGUGCUGCUGGCCAUGGCCUUCGACCGUUACGUGGCUGUCUGCCACCCGCUGCGCUACCCGGCCACCCUCACGCCCUCCGUCAUAGGGAAGAUGGCCACGACCGCUGUGAUCCGUGCCUUCUGCAUCAUGUUCCCCCCCAUCUUCCUCCUCAAGAGGCUGCCCUACUGCGGGCACAACGUCAUGCCCCACACGUACUGCGAGCACAUGGGCAUCGCCCGCCUCGCCUGCGCCGACAUCAAGGCCAAUGUGUGGUAUGGGCUGACCACGGCCCUGCUCUCCUCGGGGCUGGAUGUGGUGCUCAUCGCCAUGUCCUAUGUGCUCAUCCUCAGGGCCGUGUUCCGCCUCCCGUCUCCUGAGGCGCGGGUCAAGACCCUGAGCACCUGCGGCUCCCACCUCUGCGUCAUCCUCAUGUUCUACGUGCCUGCCUUCUUCUCCUUCCUCACACACCGCUUCGGCCACCACAUCCCCAGCCACGUCCACAUCCUCCUGGCCAACCUCUAUGUCGUGGUCCCGCCGAUGCUCAACCCCAUCGUGUACGGGGUGAGGACGCGGCAGAUCCGGGAGCGCGUUGCCCGCCUCUUCUGCCCCACAGGGAAGUGCCCCUGUCCUGGGUGGGGGAGAAGGUGCUGA
Nestor notabilis (Kea) is the source of this 975-nucleotide messenger RNA. RefSeq names its product olfactory receptor 52B2-like. Gene Ontology annotation, cellular component: membrane. The transcript has a single exon. Gene Ontology annotation, molecular function: olfactory receptor activity; G protein-coupled receptor activity. The record is from RefSeq and is a predicted model, not a curated record. Lineage: Eukaryota; Metazoa; Chordata; Aves; Psittaciformes; Psittacidae. The coding region runs from base 1 to 975 and encodes 324 amino acids. Gene Ontology annotation, biological process: G protein-coupled receptor signaling pathway.